AUGACUUGUCUCGCUCAAAAUACUAAAAAUAUAAUAAUUUACUUGUUGGUUGGUUGUUUAUUCCAGAUGGGCAGCAUCCACACUAUACCCGUGCCUGCAGAUUCUCAGACGGCUUCUACAUCUGGCAACGAGGCCUCGGAGACGUUAGACAAGACAAAUUCGAUGACCAAGGACAGGGAAAAGACGCCAAUCAAUGGAGUGGAGACCGUCGGUGACGUAUUUAAGUCACUGAUCAAGAACACGGGCUCGACGGUAUCGAACGUCAGCAGCGAGACCGGUAAGUCUUUGAAGGAGAUUGCACAGGCCGGUGGCCGGGCCACGCUUGCCCUAGGAUACCUGUGCAGUCAACUGUUUGACGGCCUCAGCGCCACCGUGGCCACCAGUAGUGGUUACCUGGCCAGUGGUGUCAGGAACAUCGACGACAUCGUAGGCGAUUUGCCAAUUUUGGGCACGGUCACGGGCACCCUCGACGCAGUCAUGACGCACGUGUCCAACACCGUCGGCGAGAUGUCCGCCAACGGCCGGAAGAGCAGGCAAAAGAUGUUCGAUGGCCUACGCGAACACCUUGACCGGAGCGGAGGCCGUCUGCCGAGUGCCAAAAAUUCUAGCACCAGCAGUGACAGUGGCAAGUCCGCCUCUACCGCUGCCUCUACCGCUGCCUCUACCGCCGCCACAGCUGCUUAG
Messenger RNA from Macrosiphum euphorbiae (potato aphid), 684 nucleotides. NCBI's taxonomy places the organism in Eukaryota, Metazoa, Arthropoda, Insecta, Hemiptera, Aphididae. The record is from the annotation of a GenBank genome assembly.